Carassius gibelio (silver crucian carp) is the source of this 3434-nucleotide messenger RNA. RefSeq lists its product as uncharacterized. The coding region runs from base 373 to 3114 and encodes 913 amino acids. The record is from RefSeq and is a predicted model, not a curated record. The transcript is spliced from 6 exons. Lineage: Eukaryota; Metazoa; Chordata; Actinopteri; Cypriniformes; Cyprinidae.
AGUUAUGUCUACUGUCAGUUUUUUCCAUGUUUUUGGUGCAUAUUUUGAUGCCUAUCUGCUGUAAACUAGUUCCCUCAACAGUUUAUCAACAUGUGUCCAGUAGGUUAGAGGUAGUGGAAUAUUUGGGGCCAGUUUUGUCCUUCACAAGUAACUUUUUCUUGGUUAAUUGGUGCUUUAAAAUUUUCACUCACGACGUCCCCACAACACACUUUUGGUCGCUCAGUGUUGGGAGUUGAGAUGUUGUGUGAGAUUAGAUGAAUCUGGUCCCCAUGAGGAACAAUAAACGUUGUGUGUGAAAGGUCCCCAUGAAGCCCAUUUUAUUCAAGAUGUGUGUGUGUGUGAGCGCAGACAGAGGAUGUUGGACAGGGAUAAAUGUUUAAAAUGAUGCUGAUUGUCUCAUUGGUCAUUCAGUGUCUGCAUCAGAUUAGCCUCUUGUUUUUCCAUGUUGUGAAAUCUUCUCAUUAUUGGUGUUGUCUCUUGCAGGAGAGUAGCAUUGCUGCUAAUAGCAGAGCAGCAGGUGACUCUGAUGCUUCUCUCCAGUCACAGACUCCAAUGGAUGAUGCUUCUCUCCAGUCACAGACUCCAAUGGAUGAUGCUUUUGGUCAAACCAGGUCUCCUCAACAGAUUGCAACCCAGAACCACAGUGAAAAUGAGAUUUUUGUGCCAAAACUGAGACGGACUAAAAGUGUCAUAAUGAAAGAUACAAAUCUUGAAGAUUCUGAUGAGCUCUUUGAUUCUACACCAGAGAGUUCCGAUGAUUAUGUUCCAGAUACCACUUCUGAAAGUGAAAGUGAUGUUAGCCUUACACUAAACCAGGCAAAACGUCGGCUUCUUGAUGAACUGGAUAUUGAUCAGUCUGGCUCAGUGAGUUGCCCUGAUUGUGACACCACAACGUCAGACAAAAUGCACAAUGUUGCGUCUGAAGCAUCUGGAACAGGAGAAGAACCCAGUUCAAGUCAGAACACAACAGACGGAAUAGUUGUUAGUGCAUACCAAAAAAGAGAUGGUGCUAGAGUGUACAACAAGAGACAUUACUGCUUGUACUGCAGUAAACCCUAUGCUAAGAUGGCAAGGCAUCUAGAAAGUUCACAUGAAAAUAAGUCUGAUGUGGCUAGAGCUCUAAGCUUUCCAAAGGGUUCAAAGGAGAGGAAAAACCAGCUUGAUUAUAUUCGCAACAGAGGAAACUAUGCUCACAAUGCAGCUGUUAUGGAGUCAGGAAAGGGCGAACUAGUGCCAUUUAAACGACCACGUAAAGAAGUGCAGGGAGAAGAUUUCAUGCAUUGUGCAUACUGUCAAGGACUUUUUACAAGAAAGGUCCUGUGGAGACACAUGCGUACUUGUAGACUUCAACCACAAUCAGACCCUCCCAAACCAGGAAAAAACCGUGUUCAGUCCAUGUGUACCUACACAGGGCCUGUGCCUUCAAACAUGACCAAACAACUGUGGGGAGUAAUCAGUGCCAUGAAUCCUGACCCAAUCACAGAUAUAAUAAAAAAUGACAGAGUAAUUACUGAUAUUGGGCAGCACUUGUUGAACAAAGGUGGGCUAUCAGAUAAGAAUAAACAAUGUGUGCGGGAGAAGAUGCGAGAACUGGGAAGAUUGAUUCACAAUGCCAGGAAAGUCACCUCCUUAAAAACACUGGAAGAUUGUGUAAAUCCAAAGAAGUACAUGGAGACCGUCAAAGCUGUUAAGUAUACAUGUGGGUAUGACAGUGAAACCGACAAAUUCUUGAUUCCAUCUCUUGCUAACAAGCUUGGGAAUUCCCUGGUUAAAGUAUGCAAACUCUUGAAAGCUCAGGGCUUAAUCUCCAAUGACAAACAGCUUGUGAAGAAUGCCAGUGAGUUUCAAGAAGUCCAUGCGAAUAAGUGGAACGAGAUGAUUUCUGCUACAGCAUUGAGGAAUAUCAGGGAAGCAAAGUGGAAUGUGCCCACGCUCAUGCCCUUUACUGAAGACGUACAAAAACUGCAUACUUUUCUCAGUCAAGUGCAAGAUGAGUGGUUCAACCUGCUCUCUGAAAGUCCAUCUACUAAAGCCUGGAUGGAGCUGGCCAAGGUGUGUCUAGCUCAGAUGAUUCUCUUUAAUCGGCGGAGAGAAGGAGAGGUGGCGAGCAUGCCUUUGUCUGUGUUUUUAUCAAGAGACACUUCUGAUCCACAUGAGGAUGUGGACUGGGCUCUCUCCGAAGUGGAGAAGAAACUCUGCAGACACUUCACAAGGGUUAUCACCAGGGGAAAGCGUGGUCGGCCAGUUCCAGUCCUUCUGACUCCAAAAAUGCUGUGUUCCUUAGAACUCCUUGUUAAGCAGAGAGAGGCGUGUGGGGUUUUAAAAGACAAUGCCUAUAUGUUUGCUAGACCAGAAGCCAUGACACAUUUCCGAGGGUCAGACUGCCUCCGUGGCUUUGCAAAGGCUUGUGGUGCAAAGUGUCCCAAGGCACUGACAUCUACCAGGCUGCGUAAGCAUGCCGCGACCCUUUCAACAGUGCUGAACAUGACCGACACCGAGAUGGACCAGCUGGCAAACUUUCUCGGGCACGACAUCAGAAUCCAUCGUGAGUUCUAUCGACUCCCUGAGAAGACCCUGCAACUAGCCAAGAUCAGCAAAGUUUUAAUGGCUCUUGAGCAAGGAAGAUUAGCUGAGUUCCAUGGCAAGAACUUGGAUGAAAUUGGGAUAGAUCCUGAUGAAAAAGUAGUUGACUGUGAUGAGGAAGAACAAGUUAAUGACUGUGAUGAGGAAGACCAGAGCAUACAAGAGGGACCCUGUUCAUCUACUGUUGACGCUUCAGCCGAGGUGGCACUUCCUGCUACCGAGAGGAAUAUGUCACACAAGAGAGGCAAACCAUCAUCAGAAGUGCCGAUGUCUUCAGGAGCCAGUGCUAUGAGACCACCUUGCAAAGGUAAAAGUAGCCAGAAGAAAGCUCCCUGGCAGCAGGCAGAGGUGCAGGCGGUGGAAAGGCACCUGAAGUCAUUCAUCAUAUCUGGCACUGUACCAGCAAAGAGUGACUGUGAGAAAUGCUUGAAAGCUGAACCACAAGCUCUGAGGAACCGCGAUUGGAAGACAGUAAAAUUUUAUGUUUAUAAUCGCAUUACAGCUUUCAAAAAGAAAUUGCAGUGCAGAUAAUACUGUAAAGAUGCAACUAUCUGGCAUGGCAAGUUUUGUUAAAGUUAAAGCCACAGCAGCACUUAAAGAAAUAGAAUAACUUAAACCGUUAAACCAGUGCAAGGCCACACGCUGAAAGCAUUGGUCUAACAAAAGUUGAAAUCCAUGUUUGUGAAAGGAAGCAUGGUGAGAGUUUAUAUAUAUAUUUUUUUUUACAUUUAGUAUAACAGGACUUUUGAGGUUUUGUUUUGAGGUUUGACUUAGAGUUAUGUGAAAUUUAACUAAAUAAAAGUUGAAUUCAGUCAUUUUAAUCUGAAUUAUUGUCUUGAAGUUCAAGUAGU